Dendrobium catenatum is the source of this 1219-nucleotide messenger RNA. Its product is annotated as peroxidase 4. The transcript has 4 exons. The coding region runs from base 28 to 981 and encodes 317 amino acids. NCBI's taxonomy places the organism in Eukaryota, Viridiplantae, Streptophyta, Magnoliopsida, Asparagales, Orchidaceae. Gene Ontology annotation, biological process: response to oxidative stress; hydrogen peroxide catabolic process. Gene Ontology annotation, molecular function: peroxidase activity; heme binding. The record is from RefSeq and is a predicted model, not a curated record.
UUGAACUCCAAUCAAUUGAGCUGAAAAAUGGCUUCUAUGGUCCAGUUUCCUUCAAUUUUCCUAUUGCUUCUCAUUACACUUGGCAGCACGUCUGCACAGCUCUCCAGUAACUACUAUUCAAAAACUUGUCCAAAUCUCUUCAACGUGAUUAGACCAGUAGUCCAGGCGGCAAUCUCGAAGGAGAAACGCAUGGGAGCUUCGCUUCUUCGCCUUUUGUUCCAUGACUGCUUCGUUCAGGGUUGUGAUGCCUCUCUGCUUUUGGACGAUACUCGAAAUUUUAAAGGAGAGAAGAACGCAAAACCAAACAAGAAUUCAGUGCGGGGAUUUGAGGUUAUUGAUCAGAUUAAGACGGCGGUGGAAAGAGUUUGCCCUGGGGUUGUUUCUUGUGCUGAUAUCUUGGUUAUUACAGCAAGAGACUCGGUUGUCACUCUGGGAGGGCCUACGUGGAGUGUUAACUUGGGGAGGAGGGAUUCAAGGACUGCAAGCUUCAGUGGAGCUAAUAACAAUAUUCCGCCACCUACAUCCAGCCUGAGUAACCUCAUCUCUAAAUUCUCUGCUCAAGGCCUUUCUACCAAGGACAUGGUCGCCCUAGUUGGGGCACACACAAUAGGACAAGCUCGGUGCACAACCUUCAGGAAAAGGAUCUACAAAGAAAAGAACAUUGAUGCCUCGUUCGCACAGGCAAGAAAGUCCAACUGUCCUAAAAGCUCUGGAGACAACAACCUUUCACCAUUAGAUCUACAAACUCCCACAGGCUUUGACAACAACUACUACAAGAAUCUCAUCAAUCUGAAAGGCCUUCUCCACUCUGAUCAACAGCUCUUCAGUAAUGGUUCUACUGACUCCCAAGUUCAGUUCUAUGCCCAAAACACAAACUCCUUCAACAAUGACUUCGUUACUGCUAUAAUUAAGAUGGGAAGUAUAAACCUUUUAACUGGUUCUAAUGGAGAGAUAAGGAAGAAUUGCAGGAAGAUUAAUUAGUUAAAAGUAGUCUAUUAAGUUAAUAAUAUGAAGUCAUGGUGAAAUGGAUUCUGGUUAGCUAAGUAUGUGUCGUUUAUGUGUAUUGUGAUUUUUUUUUUUAUGGUUUUGUUUGCGUGUGCGUUGUCUUGCGGCCCGCUGAUUGAGGCGAGAGUUUCUCUCCCCGUAUCUUUGACUGUGACUAAUUUCGCCUAAUGGCUCAUAGAAUUGUUAUUUGUUGUUAAGUCUUUUGUAGCCUAUU